Molecule: messenger RNA, 986 nt
Organism: Closterium sp. NIES-67
Lineage: Eukaryota; Viridiplantae; Streptophyta; Zygnematophyceae; Desmidiales; Closteriaceae
Source: the annotation of a GenBank genome assembly
ACAAUGGGUGAAUGCAAAGUAAGAUAACCUCCUGGCCAAAGGGUUCGUUCAGCCGAGCACGUCCCCGUUCGCGGCGCCGAUCCUGUUCACUCCGAAAAAAAGAUAGCGGAAUUCGCAUGUGCAUUGACUACCGUGCGCUAAAUCGGGUUACCAUCAAGCCACGAUAUCCAAUUCCCCGCGCUGACGAGCUGAUCGACCAACUUCGCGGAGCUCGCUAUGUCUCCAAGAUCGAUCUUCAUGUCAGUUACCACCACAUUCGCGCCUUUGCUGACGAAUGCCACAAAACUGUGUUUCCUACUCGCUACGGGUCUUACGAAUACAUAGUCAUGCCAUUCGGAUUAACGAAUGCCCCCCUAUGCACAGGGUAUUCCACGAUCUACUCGACAAAUGAGCUACAAUCCUUUAUGGGGUUCGUCAAUUAUGUGCGACGGUUUAUCCCAAACAUGGUGGGGCUAACCAAACCACUAACCAGCCUACUGCAUAAAGAACCUGAUUACAAGUGGGGGGAGAAGCAACAAGUUGCAUCUGAGGCGUUAAAACAUUUUUUAACGCCGCCACCGGUACUACGCAUAGCUGAGCCGGAACGACCGUUCGAGAUCGUAACUAAUAUAAGUGAUAUCACCAUCGGAGCAGUACUGUUACAAGAUUUUGGCGACGACCUCCAACCAAUCGUGUACGAGUCGCGAAAGUUACAAUCCCCUAAGCGAAAUUAUCCGGUACACGACAAAGAAAUGUUGGCGAUCGUGCACGCGUUCGAAGUCUGGCGAUGCUACCUAACGGGAUCGGAGGUGACAGACAGUACAGACCAUAAAUCACUACUGUACCUGAGGGCGCAGCCGAAUCUCAACUCGCGGCAGAUUCGCUGGUUGGAUUAUCUGGAGUCGCAUUUCACGUACCGGAUCACGAACCAGAAGGGUGCCAACAAUAUUGCUGACGCCCUAUCCAGACCAUCUGCCUAGAUUGCUGCCGUACUAAUCGCCCAGUCG